AUGCCAGGGAAGAUUUUCCCUCACGGGCCCUAUGCACUCGCCCUAUGCUCCAGCAGUGACCCUCACGGGCCUCUCACCCAUGCUGCUUCCCUGCGUUACACUCUCUGUUCCUGUCUGCCCAUCCUUCCCUCGCAUAAUCACCAGGUGUACUAUGAGAAGAACUACCUGGACCUGCCGGGGAAGAUCUUGCAGCAGUGGAGCUACCUGUGGGCGGACAACUACACCACUGCCCCUUACAUUGCAAUUAUUGAUGAUGAUGUGGUGUUCAACCUCAAGCCGUGCAGCAGUGGAGCUACCUACCUGUGGGCCGACAACUACACCACUGCGCCAUACAUUGCCAUCAUAGACGACGACGUGGUCUUUAACCUCAAGGUAAGUGCGUGUGCGCGCAAGUGUGUGCGAGUGUGUGAGUCGCCUUCAGUCUUCAUUGCCAAUGCGUGCACGCAGCGUUCUGGAGCAGUGGAGCUACCCCUGGGUGGGCCGACAACUACACCACUGCGCCAUACAUUGCCAUCAUAG
Closterium sp. Yama58-4 is the source of this 519-nucleotide messenger RNA. Lineage: Eukaryota; Viridiplantae; Streptophyta; Zygnematophyceae; Desmidiales; Closteriaceae. The record is from the annotation of a GenBank genome assembly.